Raphanus sativus (radish) is the source of this 2237-nucleotide messenger RNA. Its product is annotated as serine/threonine protein phosphatase 2A 55 kDa regulatory subunit B' delta isoform. The transcript is spliced from 2 exons. Gene Ontology annotation, molecular function: protein phosphatase regulator activity. Gene Ontology annotation, biological process: signal transduction. Bases 547 to 2010 code for a protein of 487 amino acids. NCBI's taxonomy places the organism in Eukaryota, Viridiplantae, Streptophyta, Magnoliopsida, Brassicales, Brassicaceae. The record is from RefSeq and is a predicted model, not a curated record. Gene Ontology annotation, cellular component: protein phosphatase type 2A complex.
GUUGUCUACAUGCUGUUUGUUCCCUGUUCAGACAGUGAGUUUUUUUUUCUCUGGUCAUUCUGUCUUCUCUCAGUCACCAUCCUUUCUUUUUAGAGAUAUCUCUCUUUCUAGUCUCUCUAAUCUUUAUCCAUUUCUUUUUCUCUCUCCUCUCAUGCCAACGAAGCAAUAGCCAUGAAAAGCUAAACCCUUCUUCUUCUUGGUACUUUGAUUGUUUUAGAUUAUUUGUGGGGUCAAACCCAAGUUCUUCUGCUUUGUUAUAUGUUUCAUAAGUCCAGAUCUUGCUUUCUUCUGCUUUUUUUGUGGUUUUGAUCUUCUUUUGCUUGGUCUCUGGAUGACUAAUCAAAUCAAGAUCUAGUCAAUAAGAGAUGUUCUUUUGCGUGACGAGUUGAGCUUAGGAGUAGUAAAGUAUACUUCUUAUCGGAUUUUUCUAGUUUCUGAGAUCUGACUUUGCUUUAAAGCAAAUGGAAACUUGAGAAAUCUGAUCUGACUCUAGUCAGUUUGAGAAGAAUACAGCUGGCAAAAACUUGGAAGUUUUGACUUGGGAAGAUGUUUAAGCAAAUACUUGGGAAGCUUCCUAAGAAACCUUCUACUAAGUUUUGGGAUAAUGGUGAGUCCCAAGCUCCAGAUAACAACAACAACAACAACCAAGGUGGUGAUGACGUUUUAAGCCAGAGAUCAUCAUCAUCAAAUGGAGGAGACAAUCUUGAUUCUGUUUCCGUUGAGGUGUUGCCAAGAUUAAAAGAUGUGUCCAUCUCCGAGAAGCAAGACCUGUUUCUCAAGAAGCUUAGGCUAUGCUGCGCAGUGUUUGACUUCGUCGCUGAGCCUCAACGAAACCUCAAGGAGAAAGAGAUCAAAAGGCAAACACUCCUCGAAGUUGUGGACUACGUCAUCUCCUCAGGUAAUGGAAAGUUCUCUGAAUCGGUUAUUCAAGAAGCUGCGAGGAUGGUUUCGGCUAAUCUCUUUAGCAAUCCUCACCAACAACAAUGGAAGAACAAAACUCCGGAAGCAGGAGGAGACUUGGAAGAACAAGAAGAAGGAUCUUUGAACCCUUCUUGGCCUCACCUGCAGAUUGUCUACGAGUUCCUCCUGAGAAUCGUUGCAUCUCCCAACACAGACGCCAAGAUAUCCAAGAAGUACAUCGACCACACGUUCGUCCUCAAGCUGUUGGAUCUGUUCGACUCUGAAGACUCCAGAGAAAGAGAGUAUCUCAAAACAAUACUUCACAGGAUCUACGGCAGGUUCAUGGUUCAUCGUCCUUUCAUCAGGAAGACAAUGAACAACAUCUUGUAUGAUUUCAUAUUGGAGACAGGGAAACACUCUGGAAUCGCCGAGUUUCUUGAAGUGUUGGGAUCCAUCAUCAACGGGUUCGCUUUGCCUCUCAAGGAAGAACACAAGCUCUUCCUUACUAGAGUGUUGGUUCCUCUGCACAAGCUGAAAUGCUUACCUAAUUACCACCAGCAGCUUUCUUACUGCGUCAUACAGUUUGUUGAGAAAGACUGUAAGCUUGCGGAUACGGUCAUUAAAGGGCUGUUGAAGUACUGGCCUGUUACUAAUAGCUCCAAAGAAAUCAUGUUCUUGGGUGAGUUAGAGGAGAUCUUGGAAGCGACUCAGUUAACAGAGUUUGAACGUUGUAUGAUUCCUCUCUCUCGCCAAAUUGCUCAGUGCUUGAGCAGCUCUCACUUUCAGGUAGCGGAACGGGCUUUAUACUUGUGGAACAAUGAUCAUGUUAGUAACUUGGUGAGACAUAACAGCAGGAUCAUUCUGCCGAUAGUGUUUCCAGCUUUGGAGAAAAACGGUAGUAGCCACUGGAACCAGACUGUGAGGAACUUGACGGAGAAUGUUCUUAAGGUUAUGUCUGAUACGAAUCCAGAGUUAUUCGAAGAGUGUAGGCGCAAGUUUCAAGAAGAUGAGCUAAAUGCAGAGGAUAACAAGAAGAAGAAUGGAGAAACAUGGAGACAGCUAGAGGAGAUUGUUGCUUCAAAAAGAGGACACACAUCUAUGGCGAAAUGAGAGUUUCGUUUCUGCACUUUUUUACGCUAUACAAAACAAAAGAGAGAAGUGGUUUAUGUUUUGAAUUUUUUUUUUAUAAAAGCAUGAAAGGUAAAAAUACAGUUUACUUUUUGCUUGAUUGGUUCAAAGUCUAUUGUUGGUCCUCUUUCAGUUCUUGAUUUGUCUGUCUGUAUACGUAAUUGUGUUCAUGUAAACAUCUUUUUUUAAAUGAAAACACGAGUUUUCUA